AGCACCGGUUCUCGGUUUUAUCAUGUCUGGGGUUAUCCGAUGGCGCAAGCUGCGCGACGUCGCCGGACGGGCAGCAUGGGCGGCCGCCGGCGUCCCACCGGCGCGUGGGCUCUCGCAGGUCGUUCCUCUCACUCACGCUCACGUGCUGGUCUCCGUCCCCCAUCGGUACCAGCAGGAACGCCGCAGAUGGGACGGUGGGAGCUCGGAUGAGUACCAAAGGAGGACGAUCCGUGCGGAGGUGCACUGCCCUCGAUGCUCCAAGUUUAUGGAUGUGCUGUUCUUGAACCGCCAGCCCACCUCCAUAGGGGGCGGUGGAGAUCGAGGAGGUUACCAGGCGCUGAACCUCUGCCCGGUUUGCCGCAGCGCUUUCUACUUCAGGCCGCACAAGCUUGUGCCCCUGCAGGGCACCUUUGUGGAGAUUGGCAGGGUUCGUAGUCGUGGUGAUGAGAGCGGGCAGGACAAUCGGAUCGGGACCUCGUUUUGGGAGACGUUGAGGCAGUCGUAUGAUGGGGAGCCCCCGGAGAAUUGGCCCCCGAUGCCUGGGAAUCCGUUGCCGGACGGUGGUGGGCUGGCGGUGCACGCUCCUCCCGGACCGCCUUUUCCACCGGGGAUGAACGUGGUUCGAGCGACGGGGCCUGUUGGCGUGGGCGGUGGAGGUGGAGGUGGAGGUGGAUUUGGGGAGGAGGGCUGGGGUGGUGCUAAUUUGGGGAACAAUUUGCCUACGCCUAAGGAGAUUUGCAAGGGCCUCGAUAAGUUUGUAAUUGGGCAAGAGCGAGCUAAAAAGGUGCUAUCUGUGGCUGUUUACAAUCACUACAAGAGAAUCUAUCAUUCUUUGUUACAGAAAGGGUUUGAACCAGAUUCUGAGAAGGGCGAGUCGAAAAACAAUGACAGUGAGGUGGAGCUUGAGAAAAGCAAUGUUCUGUUGUUGGGUCCAACUGGUUCAGGGAAAACUUUACUUGCCAAAACUUUAGCUCGAUUUGUUAAUGUGCCAUUUGUUAUUGCGGAUGCGACAACGCUAACACAGGCAGGUUAUGUUGGGGAAGAUGUUGAAUCAAUAUUGUACAAGUUGCUUUCGGUUGCAGACUUCAAUGUACAGGCAGCACAGCAAGGCAUGGUGUACAUUGAUGAAGUUGAUAAAAUCACAAAGAAGGCUGAGAACCUAAAUAUGAGUAGAGACGUAUCUGGUGAAGGCGUUCAGCAAGCUCUUUUGAAGAUGCUAGAAGGAACUAUAGUUAAUGUACCAGAGAAAGGUGCUCGGAAGCAUCCUCGGGGUGACAAUAUUCAGAUAGAUACAAAAGACAUUUUGUUCAUCUGUGGUGGUGCUUUUGUGGAAUUGGAAAAAACAAUUUCAGAGAGACGUCAGGAUUCGUCUAUUGGUUUUGGAGCUCCAGUACGUGCGAACAUGAGAACUGGUGGGUUAACAAAUGCUGUAGUAACAUCCUCAUUAUUGGAAUCAGUUGAAAGUGGAGAUCUUAUAGCAUAUGGUCUUAUUCCUGAAUUUAUUGGACGCUUUCCGAUAUUGGUCAGUUUGUCAGCUCUGGAUGAGAAACAGCUUGUUCAGGUCCUAUUAGAGCCAAAGAAUGCUCUUGGCAAACAAUUCAAGAAAUUAUUUAGCAUGAACAAUGUUAAGCUACAUUUUACUGAUACUGCACUUCGGUUGAUCGCAAAGAAAGCAAUGGCUAAGAAUACUGGUGCAAGAGGUUUGCGAACCAUUUUGGAGAGCAUACUCACUGAAGCUAUGUAUGAGAUUCCAGAUGUAAAAACAGGAGAUGAACAGGUAGAUGCGGUGGUGGUCGAUGAGGAGGCAGUUGGCUCCAUUGAUAGGCCAGGCCUUGGAGCUAAAAUUCUUCGAGGAGAUGGUGCAUUGGAUUGCUACCUCUCCGAAAAUAAGCAAAAACCAUCACAGGGUGAAGGAUCAGAAGAAGUAGAAGGGGAACCAGAGCUCCCAUCUAGAGCAGCAAUGAGCAUCUAGUUUAUAUAUAUAUAUAUAUAUGUAAAUAAUUAUCUCAUCACUGUAAAUUUUCUCAGGUUGUCAUAAUGAAUAUGUAAAGUACUUGUUAAUUCAAUUUACUUUCAUAUUUAACAAAA
Molecule: messenger RNA, 2088 nt
Organism: Dioscorea cayenensis subsp. rotundata (Guinea yam)
Lineage: Eukaryota; Viridiplantae; Streptophyta; Magnoliopsida; Dioscoreales; Dioscoreaceae
Product: CLP protease regulatory subunit CLPX1, mitochondrial
Exons: 15
Coding region: 23-1972 (649 amino acids)
Biological process (GO): protein catabolic process; proteolysis; protein folding
Cellular component (GO): mitochondrial matrix
Molecular function (GO): ATP-dependent protein folding chaperone; ATP binding; ATP hydrolysis activity
Source: RefSeq, a predicted model, not a curated record